Molecule: messenger RNA, 3918 nt
Organism: Plectropomus leopardus (leopard coralgrouper)
Lineage: Eukaryota; Metazoa; Chordata; Actinopteri; Perciformes; Serranidae
Gene: vstm2la
Product: V-set and transmembrane domain containing 2 like a
Cellular component (GO): membrane
Source: RefSeq, a predicted model, not a curated record
UAGUGUUUCUCAUAUCUGAUAUUCCCCACUGCAAGCCGCAGCACGUCCCGUUUGGGAGGAGUCCCUCCGCCGCAUGUAGACCCGACUGAACGGAAGCAGUUCCUCAGUCAGUCUGCUGGUAUUCUCACAGGCUGCAGACACUUCCUCGCGUCUUCAGCAUUCACAGGUAUCUCGCUCCUUUUACUCGCCACAACAAGUCACCUGGAUUAAAAAAAAAAAAAAAAACCACACACAACAAAACUAAGAAAAGAAGACAAACAUCUUUUUUUACUCGACGUGCGCGCCACUCGAUGUGAAAGAGACAGAAAGAGGAAAAGGAGAGCAGACCAAACACAAGAGACAUGGGAGCGUUCAGAGUGCUGCUGGGGAGUUUACAUUACAUGGGACUCUACAUGCAACUUAGUGUCUCCACGAGGCAAGCCGGACACGGCGAGAUAGAGAACCACAUCUCCGGGAACGCCAUGUUCACAGAGGUGCCACAUGAUAUGACUGCUCAGAGAGGUCAGGAUGUGGAGAUGGCGUGCUCCUUCAGAGGGGCGGGAACUCCCUCGUAUUCCCUGGAGAUCCAGUGGUGGUACAUCAGGAACCAUUUGGACUGGACGGACAGACAGCCGUGGACAACCAAUGAAGUGGCUCCUGAGGAAGAGAUGCCAAAGGAUGCUACAAAGAUAAGUGUUGUGAAGGUUGUAGGGAGCAACAUCUCCCAUAAACUCCGCCUCUCCCGGGUCAAGCCAUCUGAUGAGGGAACCUACGAAUGCCGCGUCAUUGACUUCAGCGACGACGCCGGUGCCCGCCACCACCGUGUCAGAGCGUACCUGCAGGUGGUGCCAGAAAGCGACAUCAUCAACAGCAAUGACAACUUCGAGGCCCUGGACGACACUAAGGGAGGAGUGGCCUUUGAUGACGGGGGUGACGCAGGGUCUCACAUCGGGGCCAAAGAGCACGCUCACGGCCAUCACCAGAAUCACGGGCACCACCAGGAGCACGCCAAGCGGCCUUCAUCACCGGCCCACCACGGCCACAGCCACAGCGGCAGCAGCAGUCAGCAGCACAAGGCAGGCAGAGAGCUGAGGAAGAGGGACGUGGACAGUAACCACAGCCACAAUGACUGCACCAACGAGCCCAGCUGCACGCUGUAGAUGUUGGCUUACGACAUCUAAGCGAUAGAUUACACAAGGAUUGCAUAACAUGAUGUGUGUCACAGCAUAAAAAGCUAUUCUUCCCAUGCAGUGUAGGCAGUGGGCGUGUGCACAAAUCCAGAAUCAUUAGAAAUGUACAGUACGGCUUGUUGAGAGCACAGCGCUGUAAACUGUGCUGGGGAGUGUAGCUUUUUCUCACUGUGCACGGGUCUGGUUUGGACUGCUCACUGUCUGUAAAGCCUGGCUUCACGUCAUUCAGCGAGGGGGGCUGAUGUGCACAUCUAAGCAGCUCUACUGUUUCUGGUCUCAGCACUGACAAAAAAAAAGAAAAGACUUAAUAUCAACCCAUGCUCUGUUCUUGUACUUUAGAUACUGUAAAUGACACAAUCCCGCUUUCAGGCUCACACUUCUUCCACUGCCUUACUCUCUCAUUCCAUGCACCCUCAGACAAAAGGUAUAUCUGUUGUAACUAGGUCUUUGCCCAGUAAAAGAAAAUGUUCCUUUUAUUCUGAGAGUGCACUGAAUGAAACGUCAGUAAUUCUUCCCUGGAAAUCUCGUCGAGUCGAGCUUUUUUUUUAUCAAGAGCACUAGCUUCUUUGCAUCUUUUUGUGUGCCCAUAUAAUGCACAUGAAUAUGGAGCAAAAAUCUGUAUGCACCCAAAAUUCAGCUAUUCUGUGUUUACUCACGGGGGGGGGCAUGCUUUCUCCAGCAGAAACAAUCAAGGUCCCAGAGCAGCAGUGCUCAUCAAGGACACAUACGGCCUCAAUUCAUCUGGAGGAAAUACUGUGGAUAAAUUUCUUCCCUAUUUGUGCACAAGUCAAACAAAGCAACACCACAAGCUGUAUAUCCCCCCCCCGCAGCACUUUUGAGCUUAUGAAUUUGCAGCCAAACAAAAAAAAGUGAUUUUUGUUCACCCUCCAUAUGCUGCAGGUUCAAUCCAUUCAUGGCUGUUCAGGCUGAGAGGAAUCAAUCGUGUUGUUCCAUGUGGAGCCCACCUGUUUGGAAAGCCAUGAAAAGACCAAAAUCUGUGCCACUAAAUUAAAAAUCUGACUCGGUGUGCCUCUUAAUCCACCCAGUGACUAAAAAUCAAUGGAAGAAAUGUGAUCUUGGUGCAAGAAACUUUUUUGGGAAGAGCAGUGCUGUACUCCUAUCCCCAGCUUAGUUUCCCUUAUUCCGAUGCUCUGACCCAGUGCUCAUCAAUCAUUUAAAAAAGCCUCAAUCCUCUCCACUACAAGCCUCUAAUCCUCUCUGUAUAUAUGACUGUAUAAUAUGGAAUACAGUGAGUGCAUGUUCAGUAAUUUUCUUAAAAACUUUUUCAACCAACCAUACACAAAGAUAGUGUGUUAAGGAUGUUUUUCUCAUUUAUUUAUUCGGUUAAUUGUCCAUUUUGUUCAGAAUAUUUUUUUCUACUUUACAAGUCCUGUCAAAUAGUUUUGCGUUGCUUUACUGCUCUCCAGAAGUGCUGUACAGACAGAUGAAUGACAUAUUCUCUUCAUAGCUGCUCAGAAAGGGGUUCCCCUUAUGUAUCUUAGUACUUAAGCAGUGUUUCUUAAACUACUGUACUUUAUGUGCAGGGCCGCAAACAUGAGUGUUGCUGUGUUUUAAAUGAGCUUGGACGUGGGAUUCAUUUUGUGCAGUUUGGGACUUUGGGUCUAAAAAGAUUUGAGUGGUCAUUUUACUUCUGCCACUUGAUAAUCUCUUGCUUAGAUGCUUGUAAAAGGGAAAUGUUAAGGAAAUACUGAAAUUGGCCAUCCAUGCUGCCUCAACAUAUAGUCUGUCUCAAGGCCUUGUGGGGCUUCACUUCUCUGUAUUAUCAAUUAGAAGAACUACAGAGCUCCUGUUCAUACCCCUUUUCCACCAAAAUGGACCUGCUUCUGUUCUGGUUCCCGCACCUAAUUUUGAUAUGUUCAGAGCAUUUCGACAAGAAACACUGGUUCAGAAUCAGAAAAGUUGGUUCUCAGCUGGAGCAUUGUGAUGUCACAGUGACCUUGACCUUUGGCCUUGUGGAUCUAAAUUGUUAUCACUUAAUAAUUUUAUCCUUUUACACCUUUGUAUAAAAUUUUGUCAUAAUUAGCGUAUGAAUUCUUGAUUAAUGGCCAAAAGCAUGGUUUGUGAGGUCACAGUAAACCCUCUACCACCAAAUUCCAAUCAGUUCAUUCUUGUGUCCAAGUGGAUGCCUGUGCCAAAUUUGAAGAAAUUCUCUCAAGGUGUUGUUAAGAUAUCACUUUCACAAUAACUGACAUAUCCAAUGUCAACGUGACCUUGACCUUUGACCACCAAAGUCUAAUCAUUUGUGCCAAAUUUGAAAAAAAUCCUCAAUAAAUUCUUCUGGUAUGUUGAAUGAGACAAACAAGCUCACAGCGACCUUGAUCUUUGACCACUGAAAAUAUAAUGCCUCCAGCCACAGUUAUUGCUAUUGCAGAUGCAUUAAAAAUUGCAGGUUUUUCUUAACCUUAAGUGCAACCCGUGAUGACGUCAGUGGGCGUGUCAUAUUCUACAGGUUGUAAAGGAGGAUGGAGAAGGCAACAAUGUAGAGUGAAAAAUAGAGUGCAAAAAAUUGCGCAGUGGUCUGAUGAUUGUUUGUCCAUACUUGUUUUUCGGGGUAAAAACAAAUAUCUGCACUGACUGAAUAAAAGUUCGCAGGUAAACCUGUUGAUCACAAUGAUUUGAUUCUAAACUGGUGGCAAUGCGGGCUGGUUCACCAAAGUUCCUAGAAUCCUGAACAGAACUGGUUGAAGAGCUAAUUUGAUGGGAAAGGGGUAUUAAUGUUGGCAGUCCC